Anopheles maculipalpis is the source of this 818-nucleotide messenger RNA. It is a transcript of the gene Der-2, whose product is annotated as derlin-2. Gene Ontology annotation, cellular component: endoplasmic reticulum membrane; Hrd1p ubiquitin ligase ERAD-L complex. The transcript is spliced from 7 exons. Gene Ontology annotation, biological process: endoplasmic reticulum unfolded protein response. Lineage: Eukaryota; Metazoa; Arthropoda; Insecta; Diptera; Culicidae. The coding region runs from base 111 to 818 and encodes 235 amino acids. The record is from RefSeq and is a predicted model, not a curated record. Gene Ontology annotation, molecular function: misfolded protein binding; ubiquitin-specific protease binding.
UGAUCCGUACAUUUUGCUCCCAUCCAUGCAUGUAAUACACGUCUAGUUUUUCGCUCACUCUUCCAAUCGAAACAUCCAUUCGUGUCCCCAGCUCGCGUUGAGGAUGCACAAUGGCAUACCAAAGCAUUCGCCAAGAAUAUCUCCAGAUACCGAUAGUAACACGCGUCUACUCGACGGCAUGCAUCAUCACAACACUAUCCGUGCACCUCGACAUCGUCACCCCCUUUCAACUAUACUUUAAUCCAAAGCUCAUCUUCGAACACUACCAGCUAUGGCGCAUCUGCACAACGUUUCUGUUCUUCGGUACCUUUGGGUUUAACUUCCUAUUUAAUAUGAUAUUCACAUUUCGCUAUUGCCGGAUGCUAGAGGAAAAUUCGUUUCGCGGGCGAAGCUCAGAUUUUGUUACAAUGUUUUUAUUCGGUGGAACGGUGUUGGUGAUUUGUGCGUUGUUUGUUAACUUACUUUUCUUAGGUCAAGCUUUUACCAUUAUGCUGGUGUACGUCUGGUCCCGAAGGAAUCCAUUCGUUAGGAUGAACUUUUUUGGUGUUUUGAAUUUCCAGGCACCGUACCUACCAUGGGUUUUGCUCGGAUUUUCCGUGCUAAUUGGUAAUACCAUUUGGGUGGAUCUGAUUGGUAUCGUGGUGGGCCACACGUACUACUUCCUCGAGGAUGUACUACCAAAUCAGCCCGGUGGCAUGAAGAUUCUUAAAACGCCUCGAAUUCUAAAACUGUUAUUCGACGAAGCGACAGAGGAUCCAAACUACGUAGCGCUACCAGAAGAUCAGCCGGGUGGAUUUAACUGGAGGAGAAACAACUAA